CUCCUGCGAGUCAGCUCCUGCCAGAUUUGUCGAAACCCACCACCAGAUGACUGUCAGAGUGUAUGUCCAAAUGGGAAGAGUUAGUGAGAUUUAAAGUGAGGAGACCCGCCUGGGAGAUGAAAAAAGGCAUGUGUUAGAGAAAGAGGCUGAGGCACAGUGAGAACAGAGUCAGAGCAAAGUGUAAGCGGACUCCAACGGACCGCAGAGAGGCAACUUCACCGGGAUUGUUGUCACUGCGCGUUGAGGCAGAGGAUAGAUUGCUUCUGAGCGGCUCCGAAAGGAAGAAGCAUGCAAGAAAAGACUUAAAAGCGGAUCGUGGAUGAAACUUGACUGAAACGUCCAAAUCACUGACGCUGCCGGAGAGCGGAGAAGGAGGCAAGAGGCGCGCCAGCGAGGAAGGACCUGGCUUUGGAGAAGGAGCUGAUGCUGUGGGAAAGUUAACAACUAUGGAGAUGUACAGCUAAGUGAUACGAUUGAGUACUAACCGAACCCCUUCACAGUCAUUUCCCCACACCGAAUGAGGUUAUAGACAGAAUCCGGUGCGCUUUAUCAUCCGACCCCGGUGCCGUGGUGGACCCAGCCAGCUCGUUCGGCAUCUUUUUCACAGUCAAUGGACAGGAUGCCUGCACUCACUUCUCUAUACCUCAUCUUUUGCCUUAUGGUGACAGCAGCCACCAAAGCGGCCUACUUCUCCCAGCAGCCCCAGGACCAGGUAGUGGUGCAGGGCCAGUCCGUGACUCUGCCCUGUGUGAUUGUGGGUUACAGAGGAAUGGUCCAGUGGACCAAAGAUGGUCUGGCAUUGGGUGGAGAGAGAGACCUACCAGGCUGGACGCGCUAUUCCUUAAUGGGCGACCCGCUAUCAGGCGAGCACAGCUUGCUGAUCGAUUCAGCAGAGUUGGCGGAUGACGCAGUGUAUGAGUGUCAGGGUACACAGGCGGCUCUACGCUCCCACCGUGCCAAGCUCACUGUACUAGUUCCUCCAUCUGACCCAGUGGUGGAAGGCGGCCCUGUUGUACGUCUGAAGGCCCACACACCGCACAACCUUACCUGCAGAGCUUCAGGAGCUAAACCUGCAGCUGAUAUCACCUGGUACAGAGACGGAGAGGUCAUGGAGAUGGCCAUUUAUUCCAAGACACUAAUGGAGGAUGGGAAGAGGGAGGCAGCUGUCAGUAUGCUUCCAAUCAUUCCAGAAGACAGUGACUCUGGACGCACCUACACCUGCAGGGUUCUCAACCCAGCUGCCCCAGCUGGACGACAGACUUCAGUUACUAUCAGUGUCCAGCAUCCUCCCUCAGUGACCCUAUCCGUCCAACCUCAGACCGUGACUGAAGGGGCCAAAGUUCUCUUCAUCUGCUCUGCAUCUGCCAACCCUGAGAUCACUGGUUACAGGUGGUCAAAAGGAGGUGUGCCCAUCUCAGAGGCCAAUGGGGACAGCCUUGAGGUGACAGUGGACUACUCUUACUUCACCGACCCAGUCUCCUGCGAGGUGUCCAACUCCGUGGGCAGCACCAAUGUCAGCACACUGGUCGAUGUGCAGUUUGGCCCCAGACUGCUGUCAGAGCCCAAGCCAAUGACUGUAGACAUAGGGAUGGAUGCUGCCUUUACCUGUGCUUGGACUGGAAACCCUCCUCUGACUCUGGCCUGGACAAAGCAUGGCUCCAGCGUGGUGCUCAGUAAUGGUAACACCUUGCAGCUGAAGGCUGUUACCCAGGAGGAUGCUGGAACGUACACCUGCAAGGCCAUUGUUCCUCGUAUAGGAGUUGCAGAAAGAGAUGUCACUCUAACAGUAAAUGGUCCACCUAUCAUCACAGCAGACGCAACACAGCAUGCUGUCAAGCACUCAAAGGGCAAACUUGAGUGCCGCGUGGGAAGCAGCCCUCCACCUGAUAAGAUUGUGUGGACCUUUGGGGACAUGAGUCUGUCCUCUGGAUCCUCUGGUCGUUACUCAGUGCAGACUGUAACCACUGACCAUGGAGUCCAGUCUUCUCUGGUGCUGUCUGAGACUUUGGUUCAGGAUUUUCAGAUGCGGUACAACUGCACUGCUUGGAAUCGCUUCGGCACAGGGACUGCACUGGUGACACUGAAAGAGCAAGAAGCCCUACCUAUGCUGAUAAUUGUUGGGGGAGCAGUAGGUGGGGGUUGUGUCCUGCUCAUCUGUGUGAUUACGCUGGUGUCCCUCUGCUGCCGACACACAGGCAAAGGUGAGCUUAACGGUAAAAGAUGCACUCGACUUUCCAAGAGUGAUAUCAGGGUUCAGAUUGUUCACAGUGAUCACAACGCUUCUCGCGGCAACGAUGAUGAGGAGGAUGUCAAAGAACCAAUGAAAUGCUUGGUCUUCCCUCAGGCUCCAAACAGCAGUGAGUCUCCAGGGACAUCUCGCACAGAACACAGCGACCUCCUGGAGGAGGAGGACGACGAAAGAUCGGACAUCAAGGACCCCACCAACGGAUACUACAAUGUCCGGGGCCAUGAUGAUCGUCACAUCCGCAACAGUGGCUUUUCAGAGUACGUGCCCAACUCACGGCCAGUCUACACACCAUCACAGCUGCCUUCCCCGAGCCCUAUAUAUGGCCAGCAUGGCACUCAACCUCGUAUUUACGAGUUCUCCCAUCGAUGUGCCACCAACACCGUGAGCAGAUCUUCAUACGAACAGCAGCCACAAGCCCAGCAGCAGCAGCCUCAGUCGCCGACCCAAUCAGCCAACAUGUAUCCCACAGAUCCCCUCUACAGUGGCUCGGCCUACCUUCCUGCCACCUACGGUCGUGCCUUCACCAGCUAUGUUAAGCCAUCUUCCUACGACAAGGUUGAUGCGUAUGACCAAUCAGAUCAGGCCAGCAAGGUGUCAAGCUCAUCUCGCUUCUCCUACGCCUCCUCUCAAGUGUCUUCCCAACAGUCCGACUACGGCCGGCAGACUCAACGGAUGCAGACUCAUGUCUGAUAGGACACGAAAAAUGUUAACAGAAUCAAAAGUAGGAGAAGUGAGUAGAUACCAUUUUUGUGGUUGAAAUAACAUGAUAAGAGACCUAUGUACUCAGACAGUCCUGCAAGGAUUUGUUUGAACAGCUAUGAUUAUGGUCGUUGGAUAACCAAACUUCCCUUUGAUGGAUCUGAAGAUGGAAAAUUUAACAGUGUGUGUGUGAUGCCUCAGCAGGUUUUACACGAAUUGUCUGAAUAUGGAAGGGGUCAAGUGGAACACGACUACAUCUUAGCUGGGAUAUCCUUAAACCUGCAUUCCAGUUCCUAACUCUGAGUCAACACUACAUGUCAAAAAUGACCACAUGAAUACUUGGAAAGAAGAUCUCACAAAGGUUUAACAUAUUCAAAGAAAAGAAAACACCAACAAAAAAUAAAGAACAAUAUGGACAACAUUUCGUUUUGUUAAUCUGUCAUAUGAUGUCUUGUUGGCAUGCGAAAGCAAUUCUAAGCACAUUUGUGUCCCUAUCAUUAACAAAAGACUGAGCUAUUUACAGAGACAGGCUUAUCCUAUUCUGCACAACAGGCUAGAUGUACUGGCCAACGAGUGCUGCUGGCGCUGUACUGUAUGAAGAGCGGAAUACAUCUUGUGUAGCUGUAUUCCUGGAGCAUCCACUGGUAAUGACAUGUUUUGGACUUUUGAAGUGUUGUUCUCCAGCGGAUAACGUGGAAACACAAGGAGAAUGUGUGUACAGUAAAUGUUAAACAUGUGCAAGAAGGAAAAGGUUAGGACGGAAACUUAAAAGAUGGUAAGAGCGGUAUG
This is a messenger RNA of Cyprinodon variegatus (sheepshead minnow), 3736 nucleotides long. It is a transcript of the gene kirrel2, whose product is annotated as kin of IRRE like 2 (Drosophila). The record is from RefSeq and is a predicted model, not a curated record. The transcript has 15 exons. Gene Ontology annotation, biological process: cell-cell adhesion. NCBI's taxonomy places the organism in Eukaryota, Metazoa, Chordata, Actinopteri, Cyprinodontiformes, Cyprinodontidae. Gene Ontology annotation, molecular function: cell adhesion molecule binding. The coding region runs from base 611 to 2938 and encodes 775 amino acids. Gene Ontology annotation, cellular component: cell-cell junction.